Molecule: messenger RNA, 465 nt
Organism: Microplitis demolitor
Lineage: Eukaryota; Metazoa; Arthropoda; Insecta; Hymenoptera; Braconidae
Product: ejaculatory bulb-specific protein 3-like
Exons: 2
Coding region: 5-445 (146 amino acids)
Source: RefSeq, a predicted model, not a curated record
CACAAUGAAGAUGGUUAUCAUUUUGAUGCUCGCUGCUGUGACAGUUGCAUCUGUUAGCAGUUUUGUCUCUGCAGAGGUUGUAAAUAAUAAGGGCAUGUACUCAACAAAGUAUGAUAAUAUUGAUAUCAAUGCGAUUAUCAAAAACGACCGGCUACUUAAUAAUUAUGUCGGCUGCCUAAUGGACGAGAAACCUUGCACUCCAGAUGGUGCUGAGCUUAAAAAAAAUCUUCCAGAUGCUCUGGCAAGUGAGUGCGCAAGUUGCAGUCCAGCACAAAAAAAUAUCGCUAAUGUAAUGUAUCAUCAUCUGAUUGAUAAUCGUCCGGAUCUGUGGUCCAAGUUGGAGACUAAAUAUGACCCAUCAGGUGGUUAUAGAAAACGUUAUCUCAACCAGGACCAGAAUGAGGAAAAUGAAGAGGAAAUUAAGUCGACGACAAUGGCUAUUUAGUAACUUGGUAGUUUGUAAAA